Molecule: messenger RNA, 1569 nt
Organism: Staurois parvus
Lineage: Eukaryota; Metazoa; Chordata; Amphibia; Anura; Ranidae
Source: the annotation of a GenBank genome assembly
AUGCUCCGGGCUGCCAUAGGAAACCUCUGCUCCAGGGUCUCCUGUGUGCCUCUGGGGACACAGAUCAGCAGGUUCUCUGCCGCUGCCAUUCCUGCGCCCAAUCCUAAACCAGACGUGCACUUUAACCAGCUUUUCAUAAAUAAUGAAUGGCAUGAUGCAACCAGCAAGAAAACCUUCCCCACAGUCAACCCAUCCACUGGAGAGGUCAUCUGCCAUGUUGCAGAGGGUGAUAAAGCCGAUGUUGACAAAGCUGUGAAAGCCGCACACAAUGCGUUCAAGUUGGGAUCACCAUGGAGAAGAAUGGAUGCCUCUCAAAGGGGACUUUUGAUGAACAGACUUGCUGAUCUUAUUGAACGGGACAGGGCUAUUCUGGCUAAUUUGGAAACCCUAGAUAAUGGGAAGCCCUAUGCCAUUGCCUAUGCAGUGGACUUGGACCUUGUACUCAAAUGUCUGAGAUACUAUGCUGGUUGGGCUGACAAAUGCCAUGGCAAAACUAUUCCCAUCGAUGGAGAUUAUUUCACCUACACCAGACAUGAGCCUGUUGGGGUCUGUGGACAGAUCAUCCCGUGGAACUUCCCAUUGCUGAUGCUUGCUUGGAAGUUUGGUCCUGCCCUGGCAACUGGAAAUGUGAUCGUCAUGAAGGUGGCUGAACAGACUCCUCUCACUGCUCUUCAUGUUGCCAGCCUAGUGAAAGAGGCUGGAUUCCCACCUGGGGUUGUUAACAUUAUUACAGGAAUGGGACCCACAGCAGGUGCUGCCAUCUCUUCUCACAUGGAUGUAGAUAAAGUUGCCUUCACUGGCUCUACAGAGGUGGGUCGUCUGAUUCAGCAAGCAGCUGGUAAGAGUAACUUGAAGAAAGUCACCCUUGAACUUGGUGGGAAGAGCCCCAACAUCAUAUUUUCUGACGCAGACUUGGACUGGGCUGUGGAGCAGGCCCACUUUGCUCUGUUCUUCAAUCAAGGACAAUGCUGCUGUGCAGGCUCUCGUACCUAUGUUCAAGAGGAUAUUUACAAGGAUUUUGUGGAGAGAAGUGUUCAUCGGGCCAAAAACAGGGUUGUUGGAAACCCCUUUGAUUUCAAAACUGAACAAGGACCUCAGGUGGAUGAGGAACAGUUUAAGAAAAUCCUAGGUUACAUAAAAUCUGGAAAACAAGAAGGUGCCAAGUUGUUGUGUGGUGGGAAUGCUGCUGCUGACCGUGGAUACUUUAUACAGCCCACAGUGUUUGGAGAUGUGACUGACAACAUGACCAUUGCCAGAGAGGAGAUUUUUGGACCAGUGAUGCAGAUCCUAAAAUUCAAGACCAUUGAGGAUGUUAUUGAACGGGCCAACAGCUCUGAGUAUGGUCUGGCUGCAGCUGUGUUCACAAAGGACAUUGACAAAGCAAACUAUGUAUCUCAGUCUUUGCGGGCUGGAACCGUGUGGAUCAACUGCUAUGAUGUCUUCGGAGCCCAAGCACCUUUUGGAGGGUACAAAGCUUCUGGAGUUGGUAGAGAGCUGGGAGAAUAUGGAUUGGAGGCAUACACAGAAGUGAAGAAUGUGACCAUUAAAAUCCCACAGAAGAAUUCUUAA